Molecule: messenger RNA, 1077 nt
Organism: Spodoptera littoralis (African cotton leafworm)
Lineage: Eukaryota; Metazoa; Arthropoda; Insecta; Lepidoptera; Noctuidae
Source: the annotation of a GenBank genome assembly
AUGGGAGGCGCGGGAUGGGCGCGCGGCGAAGCGCGCGUUGCUGAUGACUCGGACUUUGAAGCACUAAAGAAGCUCCUCGAAUCAGAAGUUGGCUGGACGCUGGAGUACGAGAAGGAUGGUGUCAAAGUUUGGGCAGAAGACGCGGCUCACGGCGCGCUCCGAACUGUCAAGGUGGUGGCAGAGUUCGAGGAUGUGGAACCAGACGCCCUGUACGAUGUACUCCACGACCCUGAGUACAGGUCGGUGUGGGACACCCACAUGCUGGCCGCGGAGGACGCUGGACAUAUCAAUGUCAACAACGACGUGGGAUAUUAUGCCAUGUCAUGUCCAGCGCCCCUCAAGAACCGCGACUUUGUGCUGCAGCGGUCGUGGUUGGACACCGGUGACGAGAAGAUGAUCCUCAACCACUCCGUCUUUCACAAGGAUUAUCCGCCGAGGAAAGGAUAUGUGAGAGCUGUCUCUCUGCUGACGGGGUUCGUGGUGCGGACGAGGUCUGGUGCCGGGAGCUGGCUCGGCUACGUCUCCAGGUCUGACCCUAGAGGUGCCCUGCCCGCCUGGCUGGUGAACAGGGUCACAGCACAACUAGCACCACGCCUAGUGCAGCAGUUGCACGCAGCAGCUCGUCGGUACCCUGGCUGGAAGGCGCUCACAGACCUGCCGUAUCACAAGCCCUGGAGACACCCUGAACAGGUCCCGCCACAUAGGAUCUCUUUGGACGAUUGCGUAGACCCCGACGCGCCACCGCCGCCCGAAGAACCAAAACCAGACACAUCCAAAGGCAAACUGGAAGUGCCACACACCAAAGAAAUAGAGAGCCACAGCGUGGAAGACCUCGGCGAUAUAUCUUCAGAGUUCAGCGUAGAAGUAGAAGAAGAUAACCUAGACCACGCUCAAGACCCCAAAAAGAAGGGGAAGUUCUACAAACUUGUGAAGUCUAUGAAGAAUAGAAGGAAAAGUGUUCAGGUCGCGAAGAGUGCUGAUAACUUGGCUGAUAAGCCUUUGGAGGAACGGCAGAAGAAGAAGAAAGGUUUUAAGUUUCAUAGGAGGUUUAGCCUGAGUCGAGGGAGGGAGGAUUGA